Medioppia subpectinata is the source of this 354-nucleotide messenger RNA. NCBI's taxonomy places the organism in Eukaryota, Metazoa, Arthropoda, Arachnida, Sarcoptiformes, Oppiidae. The record is from the annotation of a GenBank genome assembly.
AUGGUUUACGAGUGUACUAAACGUUUAGGUAAUUAUUUCUGUUACGAUGCACCUGGUUCUCUGCAAGAACAAACAAUCGCUGAUAUGGACAUUAAUACCACACAAUUUGGAUUACUAUAUUCACUAUACAAUUGGCCAAAUGUAGUGCUCAGUCUGUUCGGUGGGUUUUUGGUGGACCGCCUCCUGGGUAUCAAAUUGGGUGCCAUAAUAUUCGCGUGCUUUACAUUCACGGGUCAAUUCCUGGUGGGUUUGGGGGCGUAUCUCAACCUGUUUUGGCUCAUGUGUUUGGGACGGUUUGUGUUCGCCAUCGGCGGCGAGAAUCUGGCCGUCACUGCAAACAUGCGGGCCGUCAAG